AUGAACCUGAAGAAGUACCUGGUGCGGGCUCUGCACCGCCUGCAGAAGGGCCCUGGCUACACCUACAAGGAGCUGCUGGUCUGGUACUGUGACAACACCAACACCCACGGCCCCAAGCGCAUCAUCAAGGAGGGGCCAAAGAAGAAAUUAAUCUGGUUCUUCCUAACGCUGCUCUUUGCAUCCCUGGUGUUCUGGCAGUGGGGGAUCCUCAUCAACACCUACCUCUCCUACAACGUCACCUCCUCUCUCUCCAUUGGCUUUAAGACCAUGAAGUUCCCUGCAGUCACUGUCUGCAAUGCCAACCCUUUCAAGUACUCGGAGGUGAAGCCCCUGCUGAAGGAGCUGGACAGGCUCAUCGAGGCAGCCCUGGAGAGGAUCCUGCAGCCAGAGAACAGCAGUGACAUCGUGUCCCCACCCCUCGACCUGGAGCUCUGGAACCAGAUCCCCCUGGUCCUCAUCGACGAGCACGACAAAGACAAUCCCAUCAUCCUGGACAUCUUUGAGACCAACCAGACUGCAGUGGGCAACGAGAGGGGCAUGGACAAUGAAACCAGACCACCCACACCUGGUGUGGGGAACCACACCACUGCUCCACCUGCCCCAGCCAACAGCACGGUGGAGGAGAAGAAGUACAAGCUGGCAGUGAAGCUGUGCAGCCACCAGGGCUCUGACAACUGCACGUACAGGAACUUCAGCAGCGCGGCGCAGGCGGUGACCGAGUGGUACGUGCUGCAGGCCACCUCCAUCCUCUCCAAGGUGCCUCUGCACGACAGGAUCAGGAUGGGCUACCAGGCAGAGGACAUGAUCCUGGCCUGUCUCUAUGGGGCUGAACCCUGCAACUACAAGAAUUUCACCCAAAUCUACCACCCAGACCAUGGGAACUGCUACAUCUUUAACUGGGGCAUGGAGGAAGAGGCUCUGAAUUCUUCCAACCCCGGGGCUGAGUUUGGGCUGAAGCUGAUUCUGGACAUCAGCCAGCAGGACUACAUUCCCUACCUGUCCUCUGCUGCUGGGGCCAGGCUCAUGCUGCAUCAGCAGAAGAGCUUCCCCUUCCUCAAGGAUCAGGGCAUCUACGCCAUGGCUGGGACAGAAACCUCCAUUGGAGUGCUGGUGGAUGAGCUGGAGAGGAUGGGUUACCCCUACAGUGACUGCACCAUGAACGGCUCUGAUGUCCCUGUCAAAAACCUCUACAGCCAGUACAACACCUCCUACUCCAUACAGGCUUGCCUGCGCUCCUGUUUCCAGAACCACAUGGUGGAGAUCUGUGGCUGUGGGCAUUACAUGUUCCCUCUGCCUGAAGGGGUGAAUUACUGCAAUAAUGAGGAUUACCCAGGCUGGGCAUAUUGCUAUUCCUCACUAACAUCCAGCAUAAAGCAACGUCAGAUCUGCAUUGACUCCUGCAAAGAAACGUGCAAUGACACCCAGUACAAAAUGACCAUCUCCAUGGCAGACUGGCCAUCAGAAGCCUCUCAGGACUGGAUUUUCCAUAUUCUGUCUUACGAAAGGGAUAUGUCAACAAAUGUGACUCUGGACAGGAACGGCAUCAUCAAGCUGAACAUUUACUUCCAGGAGUACAACUACCGCACCAUCUCGGAGUCAGCUGCCACCACGAUCGUUUGGCUGCUGUCGAGCCUGGGAGGCCAGUUUGGCUUCUGGAUGGGGGGCUCGGUGCUGUGCCUCGUUGAGUUUGGGGAGAUCAUCAUCGACUCUCUGUGGAUCACCAUCAUCCACCUGAUCAGCUGGUGCAAGGGUCUGCAGCAGCGGCGGGCACGGGCUCGCUACCCAGACGUGCCCCCGACCGUGUCAGAGCUGGUGGAGGCUCACACCAACCUGGGCUUCCAGCCCAACCUGGGCUUCCAGCAUCACGAUGGGGGAGCAGGGCCCGGGGCUCAGGCACUGCCCCCCGAGCCUGGCACGCCCCCCCCCAACUACGACUCCCUGCGGGUGCAGCCCCUGGACACCCUGGGCCCCGACAGUGACACGGACACCGAGUGA
This is a messenger RNA of Sturnus vulgaris (Common starling), 1995 nucleotides long. NCBI's taxonomy places the organism in Eukaryota, Metazoa, Chordata, Aves, Passeriformes, Sturnidae. The record is from RefSeq and is a predicted model, not a curated record.